Messenger RNA from Ipomoea triloba (trilobed morning glory), 3138 nucleotides. RefSeq names its product importin subunit beta-1-like. The transcript has 3 exons. NCBI's taxonomy places the organism in Eukaryota, Viridiplantae, Streptophyta, Magnoliopsida, Solanales, Convolvulaceae. Gene Ontology annotation, cellular component: nucleus; cytoplasm. The record is from RefSeq and is a predicted model, not a curated record. The coding region runs from base 256 to 2880 and encodes 874 amino acids. Gene Ontology annotation, molecular function: nuclear import signal receptor activity; small GTPase binding. Gene Ontology annotation, biological process: protein import into nucleus.
CCUCCUCCCGCUUCUACACCUCAUUCGAAAUACCCUAUUCCCAUCUCUCUCUCUCUCUCUACUCCAUCAAUUCCUCAUUCCUUCACCGUCGCCUAUACAUACAAGCAACCGCUUAUAUAUAUAUAUAUAUAAGCACGUCACUGUUCGAUUGAGGGAGAAGGCGAGGAGAAAGCCCUAGUUAGCGAGCUUGGCGUCGUUGUCGUCGGUCGAUUUCGGAGUGUUUCGUACUUGGAGGUUUCGCAUCUAAGAGAAGAAAUGGCUCUGGAGAUCACCAACUUUCUACUAUCUGCUCAAUCGGCAGAUGCAAAGAUACGGACUGAAGCAGAGGCCACUCUCACUCAGUUCAAAGAGCAGAAUCUGCCAGUUUUUCUUCUGUCAUUGGCUGUUGAACUCUCCAAUGAAGGAAAGCCUAUUGAAUCUCGUAGACUGGCUGGUAUUGUGCUUAAGAACUCUUUGGACGCAAAAGAAGCUUCCAGGAAAGAACACCUUGUUCAACAAUGGACAGCAAUUGAUGUUUCACUUAAGUCCCAAAUUAGAAACAUGCUUCUAAACACCCUCAACUCUUCUGUACGUGAUGCCAGUCAUACUUCUUCCCAAGUGAUUGCCAAGAUAGCUUCAAUUGAAAUCCCACGAAAAGAGUGGCCAGAACUUGUUGGAUCAUUACUUGCUAAUAUGACCCAGCCAGGAAGCCCUGCGUCUCUUAAGCAGGCUACUCUGGAAACACUUGGCUAUGUUUGUGAGGAGAUAUCUCACCAUGAUCUUGUCCAAGAUGAAGUUAAUGCUGUAUUGACCGCUGUAGUGUCAGGCAUGACUAUGACAGAACAGAGCCCUGAAGUUCGGCUCGUUGCAACUAAGGCUUUAUACAAUGCACUCGAUUUUGCCCAAACCAACUUUCAGAAUCAGAUGGAGCGGGAUUACAUUAUGAAGGUGGUAUGUGAGGCAACUACUGCUAAGGAGGUGGAGAUUCGACAGGCUGCAUUUGAAUGUCUUGUUUCUAUUGCAUCAACAUACUAUGAGUUUCUUGAGCCCUAUAUGCAGAUAAUAAUCGAGCUUUCAUCAAAAGCAGUCAAAGAAGAUACAGAGGCUGUUGCUCUUCAAGCUAUUGAAUUAUGGAGUUCUAUAUGUGAUGAGGAGAUAGAGCUUCAGGACUAUGAUGUCCCUGAUAGUGGGGAUUCUAGUGUUGCACACUCCCGUUUCAUUGAGAAAGCUCUCCCAACAUUAGUCCCUAUGUUACUAGAGACUUUAUUGAAGCAGGACGAGGAUCAGGAUCAGGAUGAUGAUAUUUGGAAUUUGGCCAUGGCUGGUGGUACAUGUCUUGGUCUUGUUUCCAGGACUGUUGGAGAUGCUGUUGUGCCCCUGGUGAUGCCAUUUGUUGAGGCUAACAUACUGAAGGCAGAUUGGCGAUCACGUGAGGCUGCAACUUAUGCAUUUGGAUCAAUCCUUGAUGGCCCAAGCAUUGAGAAACUUUCUCCCAUGGUGAAUGCUGGAUUUGAUUUUCUGCUUAAUGCUAUGAAAGAUGAAAAUAGCCAUGUCAGAGAUACCACUGCUUGGACUCUCAGCCGUAUUUUUGAGUUAUUGCACAGGCCUUCUUCUGGAUUUACUGUGCUUUCACCUAACAACCUCCAGAGGGUUGCAGGGGUGUUGUUGGAAAGUAUAAAGGAUGCCCCCCAUGUUGCUGAAAAGGUUUGUGGGGCUAUCUAUUAUCUUGCUCAAGGUUAUGAGGAUGCUGGCCCAACUUCCUCUCUGCUUUCACCAUAUAUUCCAGAUAUUAUAAGUGCUCUUGUUAGUACCGCAGAGCGAAUGGAUGGAACUGAUUCCAAGCUCCGGUCUUCUGCAUAUGAAACCUUGAAUGAAGUAAUAAGGUGUUCUAACCUUUCAGAAUCAUCUCUCAUCAUUGCACAGCUUUGCCCCAUUAUAAUGAACAAAUUGGCUCAGUCCAUAGAGCUUCAGAUUGUAUCUUCAGAUGAUAGAGGAAAACAGGGAGAAUUGCAAGCCUCACUUUGCGGUGUACUGCAGGUUAUUAUUCAGAAGCUUAGCAGCACUGACGAGACAAAGUCUUUAAUACUCCAGGCUGCAGAUCAAAUAAUGAUGUUGUUCCUAAAAAUAUUUACUUGCCGUAGCUCAGCUGUGCAUGAAGAAGCUAUGCUUGCUAUUGGUGCAUUAGCUUAUGCAACUGGACCUGAGUUUGGAAAGUAUAUGCCAGAGUUCUACAAAUAUCUAGAGAUGGGACUACAGAAUUUUGAGGAAUACCAAGUCUGUGCUAUCUCUGUGGGGGUUGUUGGGGAUAUUUGUCGUGCCUUAGAUGAUAAGAUUUUACCAUAUUGUGAUGGUAUCAUGACACUUCUCCUAAAAGAUCUGUCCAGUGGCGAGCUGCAUCGUUAUGUGAAGCCUCCAAUAUUCUCCUGCUUUGGGGAUAUAGCUCUUGCCAUAGGUGAACACUUUGAAAAGUAUAUCCAAUUUGCAUUGCCAAUGAUGCAAAGUGCUGCUGAAAUUUGUGCCAAUCUGGAUUAUGGCGAUGAGGAAAUGUCCGAGUAUGGUAACCAGCUGAGGCGUAGUAUUUUUGAAGCUUACUCAGGAAUUUUGCAAGGAUUUAAGAAUUCCAAGCCCGACUUGAUGUUGCCCCAUGCACCUCACCUUCUACAGUUCCUAGAAGUAGUUGCCCAGGACAGAAAUAAGUAUGACAGUGUAACAAAAGCUGCAGCUGCUGUAUUGGGCGAUCUAGUUGAUGCACUCGGUUCAAAUGCCAAGCCUUUGUUGAGUGAUCGUGUAUUUUGCAAUGCAUUUUUGGGUGAAUGCCUUCAAUCUGAUGAUGAACAGCUCAAAGAAACUGCCACUUGGACUCAAGGGAUGAUUGGCCUUACCUUUUCUAUUUGCGGUUGAGCUACCGGGUUGGAUCUUCUUUCUUCUGGCAAGGUUGAAGUUUGGAUAAUCCCAGAAACUGGGUUUGCAUGGGUAGGUAGUCAUGUUUGAUGUAUUCGCAUGUUUAUUCAUCUCCAUUUGUUUAUCUAAGGUUAAGCUUUUUUGUUACCUUAAGCACUAAGGUCACCUACUCGCGGUAGCCUACUAGUGAACUCAAACCCUCUCUAGUUCCAAAACUUCUAAAUUUAUCAAUUUAUAUAAUCAUUUCUGUGUCACCUA